This is a messenger RNA of Chara braunii, 670 nucleotides long. The record is from the annotation of a GenBank genome assembly. Lineage: Eukaryota; Viridiplantae; Streptophyta; Charophyceae; Charales; Characeae.
GACAUUCUAGUGUUUAGUAAGACCCUCGACGAGCAUCAGAGUCAUCUCAGGCAGGUCUUGGAAAAGCUGAGGGAAGCUAAUUUCAAGAUCAAUGCAAAGAAGUGUGAUUGGGCAAAGACCCAAGUUUUGUAUCUAGGCCACGUCUUAGACGGAGAUGGCGUUAAGCCAGAGGAUAGCAAGAUCGCAGCGAUUAGAGAUUGGCCCACGCCACGUACGCUGACAGAGUUGCGCUCGUUCCUGGGCUUAGCUAAUUACUACAGGAAGUUCGUGAGGAACUUCUCCACCAUCGCUGCGCCCCUUCGCAGAUUGCUAAGAAAAGAGACAAUCUGGAAAUGGGACAAGGACUGCACGUCUGCCGUGAAGAAGCUAAAGCAGGCAUUGAUAGAGUACCCGGUCCUUAAGGUCGCCGAUCCGUCCUUGCCUUUUGUCGUUACUACGGAUGCUAGCCAGUACGGCAUAGGCGCAGUGUUACAGCAAGACGAUGGCAAUGGGUAUAGACCCGUAGAGUUCAUGUCCGCCAGAAUGCCUUCAGAGAAGGUGGCGACAUCUACCUAUGAGAGGGGAACUCUACGCUCUCAGGCAAGCGUUAGACCACUGGAAGCACUACUUGCUUGGGAGGCACUUUAAAGUCUACUCUGACCAUGAAACGUUACGAUGGUUAAAGACGCAG